AUGAACAAGAGACUCGGCGUACUAAUAUUGUCGCUAAACUUCUAUAAAUUUAACAGCAGUACGGGAAAUCUAUCCUGGCAGCGAGUGUCACUUGAUAACGUGACACUUUUGCCGAUCCAGGAUCGUAGAGCCACCUGGAACUACAACCUCAGCUGGAGCACAACACUAAAGGGUUGCUUCAAAGAUUGCCUGGCAGGUCCGUUUUGUAAUUCUUUGGUCUGGUGCAAUAUUGAUGGCGGUUGUCUGAUGGGCACCACGUUACUGACGAAGCCCACCUCACUAAUUAUUGCUUCCGUCACACUACAACCAACGUGGAAGUACAACAAAACGAAUUAUUAUUUGCUAACGAAAAGGUGUUAUCUGGGAUGGGAUUGCAGAGUAAUGUGCGCUGAUCGUGGCCUCGAAAAUCCAGCCAUCCAUUCUGAGCUCGAAAAUGCGGCAAUUAUCAGAAAAAUGCACAGCCUCAACGUCAGCAUUUGCCCCGGGAAGGUUGUGGUCCAUAUUGGCAUGAUGCCUAUUUGGAAAAAUGGCAAAUUCAUCAGUGUUUGGAGCAAUAAUUCAACAAUCGACUACGUAAAUUGGGACACGAAGCAGCCGAUUUUCGAAGAAAACUAUCCCACCGGGGACCAAUAUCUGCAAGAUUGUACGGUGAUGCUUACUUCCGGCAAAUGGGAUGAUGUGGCGUGCAAUGUUGACCCCUAUGCGCCGGGGAAUCGUGGGCCUUGCCUCUGCAUGAAACGCUGU
Mesorhabditis spiculigera is the source of this 744-nucleotide messenger RNA. NCBI's taxonomy places the organism in Eukaryota, Metazoa, Nematoda, Chromadorea, Rhabditida, Rhabditidae. The record is from the annotation of a GenBank genome assembly.